AUGACCAACCGUCGCGUCCCUUUGGCCACACUCCAGAACGCAGCAAAUUCCCCGUUACGCGCCCCUGCCGCAGGAACAAAGAGACAGCGCUCGCAUGCCAGCGAACAACGGGACCUUCCCUACGGACAGCCUCCCCCGAAGAAGCAGGUAGUCGAGGUGGACGACGCGGAAGCUCGACGAUAUGGUCUCCCUCGCCGAAGCGGGGCCACACCCACGACCCUCCAAAAGAAGCUCGAAGCUGCUCGAGAUACCAAAGCUCUAUCGAAGCAUACCCGGACGCUGAGUGAGAAUCUGGAGACCAUUCGACAAUGGCAACGGCACUAUCGCAAGAUGUUCCCGAGCUUCGUUUUCUAUUUCGAAAGCAUACCGGAUGAGGUAAAGGGAAAGGUCCUUCGGCAGGUUCUCGCUCUGGGUGCUCGCGAGGUGAAGUUCUUCUCUCGAGAAGCUACACAUGUCAUCACGACGCGGCCAAUCCCUCCUGAGCUCGACACUAGCUCCUCCUCCAAUACAAAAGGCACCAUCAAUCCUGCGCAGCUUGAAAACAAGAGGUCCGUAUUCGAUACCGCUCUCCAGAAGACGAGCAAUGUGGACAUCCUGCACAAGGCACGCGAGAUGGGAAUGAAGAUCUGGUCGGCGGAAAAGCUUCAACGCAUGCUGGACACCAUGUUCAAUACCAACACUGGGGAGCAGCCGCCGGAUUAUACGACGAGGAACGCUGUGAGCCAGAGUCGGUCGACGCGUCAAACUGACCUUGGAAAGCUACUGCAAAAUGAAAGGCUGAAUGGCCCCUUGGACCGCGAUUACUCCGUCGCUACUCAGGACGUAAUCCAACUGCGCGGAUACUACAUAUAUGUCCACGACAUGGAUGAAGUGACACGACCCGUAAUGGUUCGAGAAUAUCCCAAAGUCUCUAAAAAAGAAGAUGGGAAAUGGCCCCAAUUCCGAGUAUCAGGUGCCGGAAAGUGUCCGUUCGUGUUGGAUCUCAAUCAUCUGCGAAGGCAGCAAGAGCUGGAUCAGGUCGAAAAGGCCAGGACUCUGAGGACGGUGGCUCCUCGCACCCGUGCCGCGGCCGCUUUGGAGGAGAAGCGCGCUCUCUGUGAGAAUAAUAACCUCGCAAGACCCGUCGGAGGAAGGAACCAAGCUCCUGUGGAAGAUCAUGCUAAGCCCCUGGAUCCCCCGAAGAUGGUCGCUGCCAAAAGAACGAACACGGACAGCAUGCCCCCGCUCUUUGGCAGCGCACAGGCGAAUAUUCGCGCCAUACCGAGGCUCGUUGGUGGAGAGCCUGUCGCGUCUGGGAUCCAGCCAUCCAACGUUACAUCUGCCAUUCAGUCACAGAUGAUUUCGUCUACUGCUGCUGCCCCUGGCGCACGAGCUGGGAAUAGCCGGGAGGUUAAUCAAUUGAAGAGAAAGAUACUCGAGAAAGGUAACGGCUCAACCGUCUUGGAAUCCCUAAGAGCUUCGGUGAGCGUCGAUGUGGUUCCACAGCGAGCGGCAAAGCGAAAGGCCCAAGAUGCGCUGGGCUACACCAGAGAGGUGAUGCCCACGAUAGAAGAGAAACAGGCCCGCAAGAUUGCAAUCGCUCGCCGUCGCAAAGCUGCCGAAAAGGAACUCAAACCCGGGUACUGCGAGAAUUGCAGGGAAAAAUUCGAUGAUUUCGAUGAACACAUCGUGUCACGCAAACAUCGCAAGUUCGCCCAAACGGCAGAUAACUGGCUGGAAUUGGACCAGCUUCUGGCCCAGCUUGCUCGCCAAUGA
This is a messenger RNA of Westerdykella ornata, 1755 nucleotides long. RefSeq lists its product as uncharacterized. Gene Ontology annotation, biological process: regulation of cell cycle phase transition; positive regulation of nuclear cell cycle DNA replication. The coding region runs from base 1 to 1755 and encodes 584 amino acids. The transcript is spliced from 3 exons. The record is from RefSeq and is a predicted model, not a curated record. Gene Ontology annotation, molecular function: nucleic acid binding; zinc ion binding; protein serine/threonine kinase activator activity. NCBI's taxonomy places the organism in Eukaryota, Fungi, Ascomycota, Dothideomycetes, Pleosporales, Sporormiaceae. Gene Ontology annotation, cellular component: nucleus; Dbf4-dependent protein kinase complex.